This is a messenger RNA of Saccostrea cuccullata (small rock oyster), 661 nucleotides long. RefSeq names its product glycolipid transfer protein-like. The record is from RefSeq and is a predicted model, not a curated record. Gene Ontology annotation, cellular component: cytoplasm. Lineage: Eukaryota; Metazoa; Mollusca; Bivalvia; Ostreida; Ostreidae. Gene Ontology annotation, molecular function: lipid transfer activity. Gene Ontology annotation, biological process: intermembrane lipid transfer. The transcript has 3 exons. The annotation marks the transcript as partial.
CAUACAUUUGUUUUCAGAGGUUUGAAUUUUUUACGAACAUUCAUGCAGUUAUUAAUAAAGGAAUACAAAGGAGGAAGUAAAGAGGAGAGUAUGAAACAAAUCAUCACUGCUGCUUACGAAGCCACUCUGAAAAAAUACCACGGAUUUAUUGUCAAAAAAGUGUUCUCUGGAGUUUCUAGUUUUGCACCAUACAGGAAGGAUUUCUUAUUGAAGAUGGCAUUAGGAAAAGAAGGAAUGGAGGAACAGGUGGUAAAUGAUAUGGAUGUGUAUUUAGAGACAAUGUCACCCUUACUUGAUGUCAUGGGGCAGCUUUAUAAAGACAAGGGACUUGAUACAGAUGACAAAGUGUAAACAAAGUCCCUUAUCCCAUUUACACUAGCUCGGAAGAGGGCUUUUUCUUUAGAAUUGUGUGAUAUGUAUAAAUUAUUUUUUUAUGAUUCUCUACUUAACUUAUUUAACUAUGCACUAAAAUCUCUUAGCUAAAAAGCUUACAAAAAUGAUCUGUCUUUUUAGUAAUAAUAAAGAACAUAUCAAAUUGCAGUAGACCUAUUUAUGAAAUAAAAAUCAUGCAUUUAUAUUUCUUUGUAGUUUUUUUUGUUGCUGAUAUUUUUUUUAUUGUCAUUAUCUGUUCAACAUUUUUACAUUUAUGGACCAUUUUCAA